Messenger RNA from Botrytis byssoidea, 2352 nucleotides. RefSeq lists its product as uncharacterized. The record is from RefSeq and is a predicted model, not a curated record. NCBI's taxonomy places the organism in Eukaryota, Fungi, Ascomycota, Leotiomycetes, Helotiales, Sclerotiniaceae. Gene Ontology annotation, cellular component: spliceosomal complex; Prp19 complex. The transcript is spliced from 2 exons. The coding region runs from base 1 to 2352 and encodes 783 amino acids. Gene Ontology annotation, biological process: mRNA splicing, via spliceosome.
AUGCCAGUUGUCAAAGGUGGAGUUUGGACUAAUAUCGAAGAUGAAAUUCUAAAAGCAAGUGUUUCGAAAUAUGGAUUGAAUCAAUGGGCUCGAGUUUCCUCACUUCUCGCAAGAAAGACACCGAAGCAAUGUAAAGCAAGAUGGAGCGAAUGGUUAGAUCCAGGUAUUCGCAAAAUAGAAUGGAGCAAGGAAGAGGACGAAAAAUUGUUACACUUGGCGAAGUUAAUGCCAACACAAUGGCGAACUAUUGCUCCUAUUGUCGGACGAACAGCGACCCAAUGCCUUGAAAGGUAUCAGAAAUUACUCGAUGAAGCGGAACAGAAAGAGGCUGGAGAGUUUGGUCUUGGUGGACCAGAUGGCGGAGAAAACAAAGCACCAUCUGCGGAUGAUGUACGCAGAUUGCGACCUGGGGAAGUCGAUCCAGAUCCAGAAUCGAAACCUGCGAGGCCAGAUACUGUUGAUUUAGAUGAGGAUGAAAAAGAAAUGUUAAGUGAAGCUCGCGCCCGUUUAGCAAAUACACAGGGUAAGAAGGCGAAGAGGAAGGCUCGUGAACGUCAAUUGGAAGAGACGAGAAGGUUGGCCGUUCUGCAGAAGCGCAGAGAGCUUAAGAAUGCUGGCAUCAAUAUCAAAGUGGUUAAUCGGAAGAAGGGAAUGAUGGAUUACAACGCCGAUAUUCCUUUCGAAAAAGCCCCCGCUCCUGGAUUUUACGAUACAGGCGACGAAUCUAUACAGAACGAGAAGCAAAGAGCAGCUUUUGAUCCACGAAAACAGCAACUUGCGAUUAAGCGCAAAGGAGACCAAGAUGAUAACCAGGAUCCAAAACGACAAAAGAAUGAUAAAAACGCCCCAUCGGCAUCAUACCAAGCGGCCAUGAAAGCCGGGCAGAUGCAAAAAAUUCGGGAAGCAGAACAGAGUAGUAAGAGACGGGCGCUGGUACUACCAGCACCUCAGGUUGGUGAGGGGGAACUCGAGGAAAUUGUAAAGAUGGGUAUGAUAGGGGAGAGGGCGAACAUUGUGGCGAGGUCGAGCGAGAGCGAUGCAACAAGAGGGCUUGUGAAUACAUAUUCGACUAUAAACAGUGGAGCACCAAUUCGAACACCGCGAGCCCCAGCACAAGAGGACCAUAUCGCCAACGAAAUACGAAAUAUCAGAGCUCUGACCGAGACACAAUCAUCACUUCUAGGAGGAGAGAAUACACCUUUGCACGAAGGAUCUGGUAGCACAGGAUUCGGUGGCGUUACGCCUCGAAGGCAUCAAAUGGAAACACCUAAUCCUAUGGCAACCCCAUUUCGUGCAAAUGGAAUCGGUGCAACUCCCGCAAGAAACGUCGUAGGAGCUACACCAAUGCGAACUCCUCGAGAUAGUUUUGCACUGAACGCAGACGGUGAGAUGGAGUUGGUUGGGAGAACACCUCAAGAUUUAAAAAUCAGAGACAUGACCCUUAAAAAUUCCCUGAAAGCUGGUCUUGCAUCUCUACCAAAGCCAAAAGAUACCGAGUGGGAAUUAGAAUUACCGGAAGAGCAGCAAGAAAAUUUUAGUGUUCAAGAACUAUCCGAGGAAGACGCAGAGCUUAGGGAUAGAAGGAACCGACAAAUUCGAGAAGCUCGAGAACAACUAGAAUUUAAAAGACGAACACAAGUUUUACAAAGAGGGCUACCAAGGCCAUCAGUUAUCGAUAUCAACGCAUUAAUGAAAACUGUGGAGAACGUUGAAGAUACAAUUGAAGGUUCUAUUGAAAGAGAAGCAGCUUUAUUGAUCGCGAAUGAUGCCCUUACGUACCCCACACCUGGAGCCAAAGUGAGGGGCACCCCGAAGGCCAUUGAAGUGUUUGAGGAUGAUGAUCUUUCACAAGCACGAUUGCAGUUGUUGAUGGAAGUUCCCAAGGACUUGGUAGAGCAAGGAUCAGAUGCUUUUAGAGCGGCAUGGGACGAAGCUCAUAAAUCAUCGUUAUUACCUGGAUUAAGUGGAUACGAUUCUGAUGAUGAGAUUGAUGAGCAUCAGGUGCUUCUAGAUGCUUUUGACAACGUCCAAGAAUCUAUCGUUGCUGCUGCUGAGAAGGGCAACAAAUCCGAAAAGAAACUCGCCCUUCAUUUAGGCGGUUACCAACAAAGAGCUAAAACUUUACGCCAAAAAAUUGGCGAAGCAGCUGACGCUUUGUCUAAAGCUAGUUAUUCCUUAGAUGCAUUCAAAACUUUACAGAUCUCAGAAGAUGUAGCGAUCUCGAGGAGAUUGGAAGAUUUGAGGGAGAGAGUGGGCUUUGUUUCCAAGCGUGAGAGAGAAGCUCAAGAACUAUAUAGAGAAAGAAAAGAGGAGUUGACAAAUUUGACGGAUGGGGUAAACGGUUUUCAUUGA